Eurypyga helias (sunbittern) is the source of this 2252-nucleotide messenger RNA. RefSeq names its product importin 9 (gene IPO9). The transcript has 12 exons. Gene Ontology annotation, cellular component: cytosol; nuclear envelope. Gene Ontology annotation, biological process: protein import into nucleus. The annotation marks the transcript as partial. Lineage: Eukaryota; Metazoa; Chordata; Aves; Eurypygiformes; Eurypygidae. The record is from RefSeq and is a predicted model, not a curated record.
GUGGAAAAUACAUGAAGCUUGUAUGCUGGCCCUGGGUUCUGUGAAGUCUAUUAUUACAGACAGUGUGAAGAAUGGUAGAAUACAUUUUGAUAUGCAUGGCUUCCUGACAAAUGUUGUUCUUUCAGACCUCAACCUCUCAGUGUCUCCUUUUCUCCUGGGUCGUGCUCUGUGGGCUGCCAGCCGUUUCACAGUGGCUAUGUCUCCAGAACUAAUCCAGCAGUUCCUGCAAGCUACUGUCAGUGGUCUACAUGAAACCCAGCCUCCUUCUGUCCGAAUCUCUGCAGUCAGAGCUAUCUGGGGUUACUGUGACCAACUGAAGAUCUCUGAGAGCACCCGUGUGUUGCAGCCGUUCCUUCCUAGCAUUCUUGAUGGACUGAUCCACUUGGCAACUCAGUUCAGUUCAGAGGUCCUAAACCUUGUGAUGGAGACACUGUGCAUUGUCUGCACGGUAGACCCAGCAUUUACAGCAAGUGUGGAGAACAAAAUCUGCCCCUUCACGAUUGCAAUAUUUUUGAAGUACAGUAAUGAUCCAGUUGUUGCUUCUCUUGCCCAAGAUAUCUUUAAGGAACUAGCUCAGAUAGAAGCCUGCCAGGGUCCAAUGCAGAUGAGGCUAAUACCAACUCUUGUCAGCAUCAUGCAGGCCCCUGCUGACAAGAUCCCAGCAGGGCUUUGUGCAACUUCUAUUGAUAUAUUGACCACAGUUGUGAGGAAUACAAAACCUCCUCUGUCCCAGCUCCUGAUCUGCCAAGCAUUCCCUGCAGUGGCUCAGUGCAGCUUAAACACAGAUGACAAUGCUACUAUGCAGAACGGUGGCGAGUGUCUGCGUGCAUACGUCUCGGUGGCGCUGGAGCAAAUUGCACAAUGGCAUGAUGAGCAAGGCCACAAUGGACUGUGGUAUGUGAUGCAGGUGGUGAGCCAGCUUCUAGAUCCAAGGACCUCAGAAUUCACUGCUGCCUUUGUGGGCAGGCUGGUCUCCACUUUAAUUUCAAAAGCAGGAAGUGAGCUGGGAGAGAAUCUGGACCAGAUCCUGAGAGCUAUCCUGAGCAAAAUGCAACAAGCGGAGACACUCAGUGUAAUGCAGUCCUUGAUUAUGGUGUUUGCUCACUUGGUUCACUCACAACUGGAACCACUCCUGGAGUUCCUGUGCAGUCUCCCUGGACCAACUGGCAAACCUGCCUUGGAGUUUGUAAUGGCUGAAUGGAUGAGCCGGCAGCACUUGUUCUACGGUCAAUAUGAAGGCAAAGUCAGCUCUGUAGCAUUGUGCAAACUCCUUCAGUAUGGCAUCAACACAGACGACAAGCGACUUCAGGACAUUAGAGUAAAGGGAGAAGAGAUAUUUAAUAUGGAUGAAGGAAUACGGACACGAUCAAAGUCGGCCAAAAACCCUGAACGCUGGACAAACAUUCCCUUGCUAGUAAAAAUCCUAAAAUUAAUAAUAAACGAACUCUCUAAUGCGAUGGAAGCAAAUGCAUCUAGGCAGACAACUGCAGAUUGGAGCCAAGAUGAUUCAAAUGAUAUGUGGGAGGAUCAGGAAGAGGAUGAGGACGAAGAUGAAGGCUUAGCAGGACAGUUCUUGUCAGAUAUUCUUUCCACAAACAAGUAUGAUGAGGAUUACUAUGAAGAUGAUGAAGAGGAUGAUCCAGAUGCAUUAAAGGACCCUCUUUACCAAAUAGAUCUCCAGGCCUAUCUCACUGACUUCCUCUGUCAGUUUGCACAGCAGCCCUGCUAUGCAAUGUUUUCAGACCAUCUCAAUGAGAAUGAAAAGCGAGUGUUACAGGCCAUUGGUAUAUAAACCCACUCGAGGCACCAUCCCAGUCAUAUCUGAACAGCAUCUUUUGGGCUUAUUCCAUGUUUUAUGAUUAAACAUAAAACAUUUUCCAGUGUCUACCUGCUUGUUACUGGUGGACGAUGGCCUCGUUACAAUGUAUUGAGCCUCAUCUUAACAUGAAUCUGCUAAGGGAAGGAAUACUAAGAACGAAGCAAGGACAGAAGUCUGUAGAGCUUUGCACAUCAGUCGCGUCAUGGGAGCACUUUCAUUUUCCACAGUAACUUUCCAGGAAGUUCUUAAAGAUAAAAAAAUGUGUCCUUAGUAUUUUUAAAAGCAAACUGUCUCUGCCUGUGAAGAGGCACUUCACUGAGUUUCCCACAGCACAGCUGGACAGAGAAAGGAAUUGAGUCACUUACAGAUUGCUUGGAUAUAGCUUGAGAAAUUGGAAGGUGGUUCCUCUUCGUGCUCACAUAACACAUGCAGG